CUGCAAUUUCCGUAAAUUAGUUUCUCCUUAAUGAAUCAUCAACAACUAGAACAAAGUUAACCAUCGAACGGAUAUAUUCUUGUUCGAUUUUAUCCCCACCCUUUUUUUGGCUUCCAAAUGAAUAUCAGAUCUUCUGGGUUUUGCUGUUCUUACAUUCCCUAAAUCUCACGCCCCCUUCUUCUUUUUCUUUAAAUUCUUCCCUCUAUGGCCAUCAGAGGCGUCGAUUUCAAGUGGUAUGAUGGUUUUUUCUUGUCUAUGCUGGCUACAAGUGUAAUCAUUGUUGCAAUCAAUUGGAAGCGUUAUCAUCAUUGUACAUACCCAUUGCAUAUAUGGAUCGUGGUUGAUUACACUACCGUGUUCAUUUUUCGACUUUUGAUGUUUGUAGAUAAUGGGCUGGCUGCUGGAAUGGGUUUGGAUUUUGGGUGGCAGCAGAGGUAUGCUCGCUUUUGUGGAAGAAUAGUGGUCCUUUCAAUUCUGUCUAUGCUACUUUAUCCAUUUCUUUGGGCCUGGACUGUAAUCGGCACUCUAUGGUUUACCAGUGCGCGGAACUGUUUGCCAGAAAACGGUCAGAAAUAUGGUUUCCUGAUUUGGCUGCUUUUCAGUUACUGUGGAUUGCUCUGCGUUGCUUGUAUGUCUAUUGGGAAGUGGAUGAAACGGAGACAAGCACACCAUUUACGUGCUCAGCAGGGAAUUCCUAUUUCAGAAUAUGGGGUUUUGGUGGACAUGAUUCGAGUACCGGAUUGGGCAUUUGAAGCUGCUGGUCAAGAGAUGAGAGGCAUGGGCCAAGAUACAGCACCGUACCAUCCUGGGCUUUAUUUGACUCCGGCUCAGAGAGAAGCAGUAGAAGCACUCAUUCAAGAACUUCCGAAAUUCAGGUUGAAGGCCGUUCCAACUGAUUGCAGUGAAUGUCCAAUCUGCUUGGAAGAGUUCCAUGUAGGGAAUGAGGUUCGUGGAUUGCCUUGUGCUCACAAUUUUCAUGUAGAGUGCAUUGACCAGUGGCUUAAACUGAAUGUGAAGUGUCCUCGAUGCCGAUGUUCUGUGUUCCCGAAUCUUGACCUAAGUGCCUUAUCCAAUCUCCGAAGUGCUGAAUCUGAACGAUCAUCUGCCAGUAUAGUCACAACAACCCAAUACGUGAGAACUCAGCCUCCCAGCCAGAGCUAUUUAUUGAGAUUGCAAGGUCUACUCUGCCCAGUCCGAACAGGCAAUACUGGGGCACCAAAUGAUGCAGCAGAUGUUGCUUUAGAAACUGCCGAGAAUGGAGCCUUCAAUGUGGUAGCUCCGAGUUCUACAAUCGCAGAAACUGUAGGGCACAGACUUGUUCAUCUCUCCACUCCACCACAACAAUGAAUAUUUCUUGAAGCUUACUCUACAAUUUUCACUGCAUUUUUUUGCUAACCUUUAGCCGAAAUAGGUAGGCUAGACAAUGAUGGCCAUUGCUAAACGCUUGCAUUGUGCUGCUGACUGUAACAAAGGAUUUAUAAGUAGGCCUACCGUGGGGUUACCCCUAAAUCAUAUUGGAACCAAUUGAGUUUCGUGUUCUUACUCAUGGCUAAGGGGUGUGGAGUGAACAGUGUUUUUUACGCAUUCUGAGAAAAACUAUAUUUCAGUA
Messenger RNA from Hibiscus syriacus, 1609 nucleotides. RefSeq names its product E3 ubiquitin-protein ligase SIS3-like. The transcript is spliced from 10 exons. NCBI's taxonomy places the organism in Eukaryota, Viridiplantae, Streptophyta, Magnoliopsida, Malvales, Malvaceae. The record is from RefSeq and is a predicted model, not a curated record. The coding region runs from base 205 to 1347 and encodes 380 amino acids. Gene Ontology annotation, molecular function: ubiquitin-protein transferase activity. Gene Ontology annotation, biological process: sugar mediated signaling pathway.